Molecule: messenger RNA, 2806 nt
Organism: Bombyx mori (domestic silkworm)
Lineage: Eukaryota; Metazoa; Arthropoda; Insecta; Lepidoptera; Bombycidae
Product: homeobox protein 2
Exons: 4
Coding region: 1-2472 (823 amino acids)
Source: RefSeq, a predicted model, not a curated record
AUGUCUCAAAGACGAAUUUAUAUUUUAUUUAUCGCGUUGUUUUACCUCUACAUUUCUGCGGAAGCGAAGAAAUCGAAGAAAAACAGGCGACCGUAUGUCGAUGAAGAAACAAGCACGCCACAAGCCAACGUCAUCUCGUAUUCAGCAUUUGGAUUUAAUGAUGUCGGAUCGUACGACGGUUUCAUGCCGACCUCCGCAGAUUACACUGGUUUUAGUUCUGCUGGUGUCAAUCAAGAAUCAUCAACGAGAUUGUACGCGCCCGCUUUCCCAACUGCUCUCGAUGCAACGGACUUUGGAAACAAUUUUGCUACUCAAGCUUUUGAUGGCGUAAACGAUAAUGACGGUCAGAAAUCUGGCGUUCUUCAAUACAAUCCGAAUAAUUUUAACUAUUUUAAUUCUCAAACAUUUGAAAAUUCAAACGAUGAUCACCGAAAUAUAGGAACCGUAGAGUUAUAUAGUGAAGAUAGAGAAAAUCCUAUAUACGGUACCAAAAUUCAUAAAGGUAAAAUUAGAGAACCAACACGAUUUAAUUAUACGGAAAAUAACACUUUUCCCAGCCAAGAGAUUUAUCAAAACUAUGCUAAUAUGCCUAUGAUAACAGAUACACAUGAAACGACAGCGGACGGUGAUACAAAAUCGAACAAUCCGGAUAAAAAUAUACAAAAUCAAAAUUCAGUUAAUAAAUUCAAUACUAAUGAAAACAAUGCAGUUCAGAAUACACAUAAUCCAAUUAAAUUUCAAAAAGUCGUCGAUUUCACUAAUCUCAAACCACAUUACCCCAUUUCAUUUCAUAGUAUCUCGACAACCACACCCAGGGACAUAAUCGAUUAUGGUUCUUUGCCACAUUCUCAUUCUGGGAAUGCGUAUGAAAAUGCAGUGUCCGAAAAUAAUAGUCAAAUGGUAAAAAGUGGAUCUAAUAUAAAUGGCAAAUACAAUUUUAAUAAACAUAUCAAUAUAAAUGACGAUAAUGCGAUUUUCUCUAAUCAUUAUAGUUUAAAUAGUGUUACUCCAAAUAACAACGAAAACGAGCCUUAUAAAAAACCUAUCAAAUCUACAGAAAGCAAGAAAAAAAUAAAAGAAAAGCCCUGGUUUUUAAAUAAAAAUAGCACAGGUAAUAUACGUAAUUGGAAAGAUUUGUCACAUGGCAAAAGAUACGAGUAUUCAAAUAAUAACAUAAAUAUGACAUUUAAAUACGAAUCUAAUGAAUCGAGAAAUCCGUUAAAUAAUAUUGAUGAAAUUGUGCCAGCAAGCAGUAACUUAGUGGAUUUGAAUUAUCCACAGCAACAGAUAUUUUCCACUUUUAAAAAAAUGCCUGAAAUUUCGUUUAGUGAUUAUUCUAGUAUCAAGUCAUUUAAAGACUCGCAACAGAAGUUGAAUGAUUUUUCUAAUGCUUAUAGAAGUCAACUGAGCACCACGCCGUCUUCUAGCUCAUACUGGGGAAAUACUUAUGAAGUAACUGAGUUGCCAUCGUUUAAAAAACACCCACAUUUCAGUGAUGACCUUGAUGAUGAAAUUGUUAGCAUACCAAAACGGAAUAAAUAUCAUCACUACCACUCCACUCCAUAUGAAAAUAAACCAAAUUAUUGGCCCUAUGGCCAUCAUAAUCCCUACAAAUCUAGCAGACCUAAAGAUUGGAAUAACGAAGAACCAAACCGCUUUAAAUCUGAAGAGGAUUUACUGGGUUUAAGAAAUCAAGAUACAUCUCGUCCAUCAUAUGUUCCAACUUACAAACCCACAGCAUACAGUAGUUCAGAUGAUAGUGAUUAUUAUAACAAAGUCGUGGACAGGUGGAGGCAAUCAUAUUUGAGAUCGAAAUAUAGGGAUUCCAAUUUUCGGGAUUACGAAAGCUUAGGAACAGAUACGAAGGCUUUACAUAUCCCUGUACCAAAACCAUACCCGAUUGAAGUUCCCCAUCCAGUAAUAGUACCGGUGCCCCAGCCCUACCCUGUCCAUGUUCCGGUGUCGAGGCCCGUGGCUGUGCCAGUGGUCCACGAGUUGCAAAUACCUAUAGAGAAACCAGUACCUUAUCCUGUUAUUAAAAAAGUUCCUUAUCCGGUAGAAAAGCCGGUACCAGUGACGGUGGAAAAAGAGGUGACAGUUCCAGUGGUUAAACCGUAUCCUGUACACAUUCCUUACGUUAGGCCAGUUUUUCAUAAUUCGAAACCUUCAGUCGAGGAGUUUGAAUACGAACAAGACGACGAAGAAUACGUGUCGCGGCCGCAGAAAGAAAAGAAAAAUGUGCACUAUUCUAGAAAACCAUCUAAUUCAAGAACCAGAUCCCGUAGACCGUCUCGUACUGUAUAUGAGGACCACGCCAGAAGGCGGUGGCCUGAUCGCCGUAGACCUUCGUCAGUAGAACAAAGUUACAGGAAGCAUCAUGAAGAGGAACCUCAGACACGGCAUAGAUACAGAGCGUACGAGACAUCAGAUAACGAAUACUAUUAUAACUGUAAAAGAACUAGGAGAUGCUAGCUUCCGUGAUAAAACUUAAGUGAUUUUUAAGCUGCAUUUGUUUAUUUCGUCGCGUAGCUUUAAUUAUUUAUAUACGUUUGGAAUUAAAAUAAAAUGUUUACCAAUCUAGUGACAUUAGAUUUAAAAUUUCCUUCUCAGAACCCAUUAUCUUACAGUAAAAUUUAAGACUGCGAAUCUAUUAAUUUUCAAUUUUACUUCUUUUGUUUAGAGUAAUAAUAUGUGAACGAAAUUUAAUAAUAUUAUUAUAGAAUAGAAGAUUAAAGAUAUCUUGGAUAAGAUAGAAGGAAAUGUACCUAAUUAAGGAAGGUUGUUAUAAUAAAUGUUGCGUGAAAAA